CAAAAAUCUCUAACCAAAAAGACACGUGAGAGCAGGAUUCGGCGGUGUGCCGAAACUGUUCCCUUCCUUGCCGACGAAAAUGGAGGCGGCCGGCGAGAAGGGCGUGGCACGGAUCAAGCCAGAGUUCAUAAUCCAGACGGAGGAGCAGCAGCAAACUGUGCAGAAGGAAGAGCAAAGCGAGGAGCCGGCCAGCAAGAAGCCGAAGCGCGAGGAGAGGAAAAGAGGACAAAAUAAAGCUCGAGGGGUGCCUUGGAAGGCGGACCCUGGCACGCAGGUGUGCGUCAGCCUCAUCGACGUGCGCCAAGGGGAGCCGUGGCCCGAGUGCGAGCGCGGCGCCAAAUGCAACCACAUGCACAGCGCGCGGGACUAUUUGGCGCUCAAGCCGGCCGACCUCGGAUCCACCUGCUACCUCUACAGCACCUUCGGAAGGUGUCCCAGGGGCCUCGCCUGCAGGUUCGGCUCGUCUCACAUCUCCGAGGAGGGCUACAACAAGGUCGACCCUGAGCUGUUUGACCCUGAUCGCCCGGCGAGCAGCACAAAUGUGCUCAGCAAAGAGGUGCAGUUGGCCCUGCGCAAGUACAAAUACGAUUUUUCAAAGAGUGAGAAGGUCUGCAAGGGCGAAAAGCGUCAGGGUCCCGUGGCAGACGAGGAUCAGGUCAAACUCAGGGCAGAGGAGAAACCAAAGAUUGAGUGGCGAGACAAACUUUACCUGUCGCCGCUGACGACCCUGGGCAACCUACCCUUCCGAAGGGUAUGCCGGAGGUUCGGGGCGGACGUGACCUGCGGCGAGAUGGCGGUGGCUAGCUCCAUCCUUCAGGGACAGCCGCAGGAAUGGGCCCUGGUGCGCAGACACGAGUCCGAGACCCUAUUCGGCGCUCAGAUCUGCGGAAACAACCCCCUAAUCCUGGCCAAGUGCGCUCAGGUGCUGCAGGAGCAGACGGAUAUUCAUUUUAUAGACAUUAACACUGGCUGUCCAAUCGAUCUAAUCUACCAACAGGGCGCAGGAAGCGCCCUGAUGCGUCGGCCAAACGUGCUGGAGCAGAUGGUGACGGCCAUGACGCAGGUCAGCGACCUGCCAGUCACCGUGAAGACGCGCACGGGCGUUUAUUCGGACAAAAAGACGGCGCACACUCUCAUUCCGCGCCUCAAGACGUCCGGAGCCUCCCUUAUCACGCUGCACGGGAGGUCGCGGGAGCAGAGGUACACAAAAAUGGCCGACUGGGCGUACAUCGACGAGUGCGCGAAGGCCGCCGCCCCCGUGCCCCUGUUCGGCAACGGCGAUAUCCUCUCCUACGAGGACUAUAAAGCGAAACGCGAAAUGUGUCCCAACGUCGCAGGCGUGAUGAUCGGCAGGGGCGCGCUGAUGAAGCCGUGGAUCUUCACAGAGAUCAAAGAGCAGCGGCAGUGGGACAUUUCGUCCAGCGAGCGCCUGGACAUCCUCAAAGAGUACGUCAACUUGGGCCUCGAGCACUGGGGCAGCGACGACAAGGGCGUCGAGACGUGUCGCCGCUUUCUGCUCGAGUGGCUGAGUUUCCUCUACCGCUACGUGCCGCUCGGCCUGCUGGAGCGGCCGCCGCAGGCCAUCAACGAGCGGCCGCCACCGUUCCGCGGCCGCGACCACCUCGAGACCCUGAUGGCCAGUCCGAGGAGCGCAGACUGGGUCGCCAUCAGCGAAUUGCUGCUCGGACCGGUGCCGCAGCACUUCCACUUUUUGCCGAAACACAAGGCAAACGCUUACUGAAAUUGCAAAUGAUGGAUUGCAAUAAAUCGCUGAAAGGAUUAAUUA
Molecule: messenger RNA, 1786 nt
Organism: Cloeon dipterum
Lineage: Eukaryota; Metazoa; Arthropoda; Insecta; Ephemeroptera; Baetidae
Gene: Dus3
Product: Dihydrouridine synthase 3
Exons: 9
Coding region: 80-1741 (553 amino acids)
Biological process (GO): tRNA processing
Molecular function (GO): tRNA dihydrouridine synthase activity; metal ion binding; flavin adenine dinucleotide binding
Source: RefSeq, a predicted model, not a curated record